CCGCGUGGCCUCUUGGAAACACUAUACUACAACUACUAGUCCACAAUGCUUGGUGAAGCUUGUGUUUAGCUACCUGGCUCAAGCACGACUCCUCUACAACCUCCAAUCACAAAAGCCCACCUACCCGUUUUAACUAACCACAUUAUCUGCACAAAAUCUCCACCAAAACAAAUCCAGACAAAACACCCAGACUCUUUCCAGACAAAUGAAUCAGUUAUAUUCGUUGUUGUUUUUUGUACUUUUGUUACACAUACCAUGUUGCAUACAUUCAUCUAGUACAACUUAUGAUCUCUUUCAGACCUGGUGUGUCACUCAUGGCAAAACAUACGCUUCCGAGCAAGAGAAGCUGUCAAGGUUCAAAGUGUUUGAAGAAAACUAUGCUUAUAUUACCCAACACAACAACGAUUUAGCAGCUAAUUCGUCGUCAUCAUUGUACACUUUGUCGCUGAAUGCCUUUGCUGAUCUUACAAACCAGGAGUUUAAGGCUUCUAGGCUGGGUUUAUCAGCUGGUGGGAAUGAUAAGUUGAUCAGAAUGAAGCGUGGAUCAUCGAUUGUUAAAGGCUCUAGUGGUGUGAGGAAAGCUGAAAUUCCUUCUUCACUGGACUGGAGGGAUAAAGGCGCGGUCACGAAUGUUAAAGAUCAGGGCAGUUGCGGUGCAUGCUGGUCAUUCUCAGCAACGGGAGCAAUGGAAGGUAUUAAUCAAAUUGUCACCGGAUCUCUUACAAGUCUAUCUGAGCAGGAGCUGGUCGAUUGUGAUAGAUCCUAUAAUUUGGGCUGUGAUGGUGGACUUAUGGACUAUGCUUAUCAGUUUGUUAUCGACAAUAAAGGGAUUGAUACAGAGGAUGACUACCCUUACAAAAGUAGGGAAACAACAUGCGACAAAGACAAAUUGAAUAGGCAUGUGGUAACCAUUGAUGGUUAUGUUGAUGUGCGGGAGAAUGAUGAGGCACAGCUAUUAGAAGCUGUGGCAGCUCAGCCUGUGAGUGUAGGUAUAUGCGGCAGUGAAAGAGACUUUCAGUUGUACUCAAAGGGAAUAUUCAGCGGACCAUGCUCAACUUAUUUGGAUCAUGCUGUAUUAAUUGUGGGCUAUGGUUCGGAAGAUGGAGUUGAUUAUUGGAUUCUGAAGAAUUCAUGGGGAAAGCAGUGGGGAAUGGAUGGCUAUAUGUACAUGCAACGCAAUAAUGGAAAUUCCCAAGGUAUUUGUGGGAUAAACAUGAUGGCGUCAUAUCCAACCAAGACUAGCCCGAACCCACCGCCCUCUCCAUCUCCAGUUCCUACAAAAUGCAGUCUUCUAUAUUCCUGCUCAGAAGGGGAAACUUGCUGUUGUUCAUGGAGCCUUCUUGGUUUUUGCCUGACAUGGAAAUGUUGCGGGUUAGAUUCAGCAGUAUGCUGUGAUGAUCAUAAACACUGCUGCCCUAAUGAUUAUCCAAUCUGUGAUACCAACAGAAACCUGUGCCUCAAGCAAACAGGCAAUUACACUCUGGUGAAGGAGCUUGGGAAUAAAAGAUCUUCAGGAAACUGGAAUUCCCUUCUUAGAGACUGGAAUAUGUAGAGGCCUUUCCAGUAAUCUUAAGUAGUACUACAGAUAAGUGAUUAUUGUACUAUCUACAAUUCUACAUGUUAGAAAUCGGUUGAUCCGGUAUAACUUGUUGUACGUACACAUUGAUUAUUCAUCUGGUGAUGUUGUACGAGAACAUUAGUAGUAUUAUGCAAGUGAAGAA
Molecule: messenger RNA, 1721 nt
Organism: Daucus carota subsp. sativus
Lineage: Eukaryota; Viridiplantae; Streptophyta; Magnoliopsida; Apiales; Apiaceae
Product: low-temperature-induced cysteine proteinase
Exons: 5
Coding region: 206-1552 (448 amino acids)
Cellular component (GO): lysosome
Molecular function (GO): cysteine-type endopeptidase activity
Source: RefSeq, a predicted model, not a curated record